Acaulospora morrowiae is the source of this 354-nucleotide messenger RNA. Lineage: Eukaryota; Fungi; Glomeromycota; Glomeromycetes; Diversisporales; Acaulosporaceae. The record is from the annotation of a GenBank genome assembly.
AAGAAAUACUCCUCUAGAUUAGAGGAAUGCAUCAAGGAUUUACCAGUAGCACCUAUAGCCAAGAAUCCUACAUCAAAUGUUCACUAUUGCAAAUGGCAAUCAGAAGAAGAAAAUGAUAUGGAUGCUUACAUUGUGGGAGGCACUAUACUUGCUAGAAGAGGAAGACCUAAGUGCAAGCCAGAGAGUAGCUUGGGUGAAUUGAAUCAUAUACCCAAGAUUAGGAGAGCUGCUAACCUGGUAGAAUCAAUGAAGAUAAAUACUCAACCUAUAGAAGAGGAGUUACUAGAAGAAGCCACGAAAUUCUUUGAAAAAGAGAAGAAUCUUUUUGCAAAGGAUAUUAUGGAAUUAACUUAA